GUUUUCACUCAUUCCAACUGGAAUACUUGGUAGAUAAACGUGGACGUGUACAAAAGGUAUGUCCAGUACACAAGUUCGUCAUUUUGACUUCAGAGUUGCCAAGGUGAUUGUCUAGUCACGUGCCAUCCCAUUUUGCAUUAGGGAAAAUGGCUCGAGUUUAUGUAUAUGAACGCCCAGUUGAUUCCGUCUACACAGAUGUAUCAUUCUAUAAGAAGUUGAACGAUCAUAUUGCAGCUGGAAAGACGAUAAAACAAGAACCAUGUGAUACGGAUGACAAUUAUCAAGACAGUACAUUUUCACCGACAGGUACAAAUGACACAAAGACUGCUGCAACGGUUGAAACAAUUGUUCCGGGGAUGCAAUCAUUGGAUGAAGUAAAUAAUAAAGAGAAUGAACUUGCAUUAUUCAAAGACUGUGCUGAUACAUAUACAUCAAACACGCGCGUUAUUAAUACGCGGAAGCGUAAACUUUUAACAUUUGAUAAUUUGAAAGUGUCUGAGGAAAAAGCGUGCGUUAGACCUAAGUCUCCGGAACCAAUCGAAACAGCAAUAGAAUGUGGCAUAUGCUUCUUAAACUUUAAAUCGUUGAAAACAUUAAGGAUUCAUACAGACAAUCAGACUGAGGUGGCCAACCUUUCUUGUAAUAAAUGUCAUACAAUUUGUAAAUCCCCUCAUCUUUUACAUGAUCGUAUAUGGAUGCGUAGAUGCAAAAUCAAUACAUUGCGCUCCUCAAAGGUAUCAUUUUGCUGUCGUUUCUGUAAGGCUGAAUACACAACGAAAUCAAAUUUACAAUGUCACGUGUUCCAUAACCAUGGUAAAUUGUUACCUUGCUCUGCAAAGAAAUCUAAUAAACGUAGUGAAACUGAUAAACUUAGCAAAAUUAAAAAACUCGACAAAACUGAUGAAACUAGUGAAACUGAUAAGUUUAGUGUAAAUUAUAAAAUCAGAGAAACUAAUAAAACCAGAACUAGUGAAAUUGAUAAAACCAGUGAAAUGAAAGAGAACACUGAUCGUCACGUAACAAGUCCUUCAGUACAGCAGAACGGAAAUGAUGCAGUCUACUCUACUCUCAGAAAAAUGAGACAAACGACUAUAACUCAGUUCCUUUCAGGGUACACUAAAAUAGGACAAGACGCUUCUCCAAAAAAUGUUGACAUUCCAGAAGAAACUCCGAAAAAAGCGAUACCUAGACAAAAUGGGACACUAACAGAGAAAAUUGAUCAUCGUGUCGAAACUCCGAAAAGAGUCGUACCUAGUCAAACAAAAACGAUAUUGGAGGCAUCUGAAUUUCAAGGGAAAGGCCGAAGGAAAAUUGUAACUAGACGAAGUGGAGCGACAACAGAGAAAGUUGAUCUACAUCUAAAAACUCAGGAGAAAAUAACUAGACAAAGCAGAACAGUAGUAAGAUCACUUAUUAAUUCGACUAAUAAGAAAACGUCGAUCACCAAUGGAAGUUGUACACCAGAUGGCAACACUGCAGAGGAAAACACACCAUUUGACAAAAGACACACAGAUUCCAACAUGAGGAAGUUGAAUAAAAACAUAAAAGCUACAAUAGAGACUGAACCUAACCAUUUGACGUUACAAAAUUACAACAUCCGACGCAUGACAAGAAGUAGUCUUGAGCGAUCGACAAAUGACUUAAAUACAACUCCUGUGAUAAAAUCUCCUAAGAGAAUUAGAUUUAGAAAGCGAGUCGCUAGCACGCCUAAAGAAAAACUUAAGCAUCAGUCGACGGAGGAGAAACUGAGGGCAAAAUUCAAAUGCAAAGACUGCAAACUUAAUUUAAUUAGAUGCGACAUGUUCGUUAAAACAGAAACUGUUGACAUCACUCAGUUCUCGGUGGAAGAAGACGGAGAUAUUGAAGAAAUGUGGCGAGAGAAGACGAAUUUAAAGAGUGUAAAUGUUUCAUUGAACGUGAGCGAACUUAAAAAGGUAGAAGUUAAAAAAUCGUUGCAGAAUUCAGAGGUGCCCAAUGUACUUCGGGACAACACAAAAGCCAAUUCGCGUAUGUUGUUCCGGUGUAAAGUUUGCAAAAAAUGCUUCUCUGUAAAGAAAAAUUUGCGCAAACAUCUCAAGCUGCGCCACGAGUUCUUUAAAUCAAGCAUAUGCGAUUCUAAGUACAAAACUAAGGUUGAAUUGCAGAGACACUAUAUGAACAAACACAGCGGUUUCAAGCGCAUGCAGUGUUGCGUGUGCUUUAAGAAGUUCUCAUCACUAGCGAUGUUGAAGCAGCACUUCAUACUACACUGCACCCGAGUACUGCUACCUAAACGCAAGAAACGUAUUAACGAAGCAGUCAAGUGUAGGAUGCCGAAUAAGAAGAACUCGUGCAAGGCUUGUGGCAAGCGAUUUUGGUUGGAGACCUGUUUGAAGGAACACCAAAAACUGUGUACUAAAAUGAGGGCCAGAGAGAAGCAGUCGCAAAAUGUGUCUAAUGCCGUGAAAACAUUAUCAACGAAACGAACGUUGGAUAACGCGAACAUUAACCUGGACGCGCCACAACCUAACUUGCGCUCGACCAACGAUCAUUCUUAUAGAGCGGAAUCACCGUCAAUGGAACAAUCAGAAAAGGCGUUGAGGAGUGUCACUUAUGCGAAUGGAUACCACAUAGACAAAUCUUGUACGAACAAGGUCAAAUACUCCUGCACCAUUUGCAAGAAGCGCUUCCAUAUGUUUGAAAAGUUAAGUAUGCACGUACAGACCUACUCCAAAGCCGCCUCGUUUGUUUGCAGUACCUGCAACACCGCGUUCAGCUCUGCGGCAAUACUGAGCCACCAUUUUAGAUUCACCCACAUGGUCGACACUGCUCGAAACUACAAGUAUUACUGUACGAUCUGCGCUCAGGGUUUUGUGAAAAAGUCUAGUGUUGAGAUUCACACGGCACACUUUCAUGUUGGUGAGACAUCCUUCAUACCCAAGCCAUGGUUAAGGUUCAACGAAGACUGGGAGGUGACCAAAGUAUGCAGGGUGUGCAAUUUGGUGUUCGAGUCCAACGAGGAAUUCAUCCAACAUAAUAUGUUUUACUAUAAGGGUCAAUUGUUCACCUGCAUGUUCUGUGAUAAGGCUUUAUACGGAUUGUUCACGCUACAUAACCACAUUCAGUUUGUACAUAAUGGGGGAAGCAUUAGGAAACAGUACAUAUACGCAUGCAACAUAUGUAAUGAGGCUUUCACUCUGGAGUCACAUCACCAUGCGCAUAAAUUCCAUGUGCAUUUGGAGUUGAAAAUUGGGAUUCCGCAGCACCUGCAAGAUCAUACCUACGUUAGAAUGUUUGCGACUGCAGAAUCGCUAGAUGAACUGAUUCCGAAAUACAACUGCGACAUUUGCUAUAUGAGUUUUAUAACUGAAAAAGACAUGCGCCAGCACAAGAUAGAGUACAUUAAUGACGGCUAUUACCUUUGUUCCUUCUGUGUCAGAAAAUGUCUGACACAUGCUGCCCUCAGUAAGCACGAGAGCUCGUCCCAUACUUGCUCCAAUUUCACCGAUUGUUACAAGUGCUCCUACUGCGAGGAAGUGUUGCCCACGAGGACAGAAAUGAAGUCUCACGAAGUACAUUUUCAUCCGGAGACCAGCGCUCCUCAACAUGACAGCAGCAAUCAAACAAUCGCUAAUCAAACUACUGAAGCUUCUGGAGACGUUACAGACGCUUUUUCCUGUACUAUUUGUGACACGAAGUUUGAAAGCUGGGAAAAAUUGAAUUACCAUUCUGUGGAAUACUCGAACCAAGGCUCGUACAAGUGCCUAGUAUGCAACCGUCGUUUUCCAGAGCUACAUCGCCUACAGGUCCACAAGUUAAGACACGCGAAUUUGAACUUCAUUCUGUCUAAAUAUCAUUGUCCCGUAUGUAACGAAGGAUUCACAAUUCUAAUGCACGUCCGAAUGCAUUUGAUGCACUUCCACCCCAACGCAGCGAUCAAGACACUGACAGCCACUGAUCAAAACUCACAAUUGCUCGAUCAGAUAGCUGUUAAGUUCAAGUCAUUGUUAAAUAGUAAACCGAAAGAGAAGACAAUGUGUCCUAAGUGUUUGGGGACUUUUGAUUCUGCAAGGGCUCUAAACAAUCACAAAGCUCGUUUCACGAAUGAAGGGUCUUACGUUUGCAAGGAGUGCGGUAGAAAAUUCCAGUUUGCGCAACUCCUAAAGGAACAUUCAAAGAAACAUGCUGCUGACAAUGAUCGUCUGAAGUACUUGUGUCCUUUGUGUGAUGAUAAAUUCGGCAAUUCGGUGGCCAGAUAUCAGCAUGUCAUUCAUCUUCAUUGGAACGAUAUGUGGAAGAGCAGGAUCCAUCAUCUCACGAUGAUUCAUAAUGAUUCUGAAGCUACCAUUGAGCUAUUACAUAAUGCGGAACGUGAAGUCUCAUCGUUCCCAGUAUAUAAUCCAGCAGACCAGUCGAUUUCCUCUGCGAAUAGCGAACUUGUUGAUGCAAUCAGUUUUAUGAAUGAAUGUAGUGGCAGUCAAGAAUCCUCAGCAACAAUUACUCGGCUGGCAGAUAUGAAUAUAAUUUCAACUCAGGAGGAGAAAAAUGAGGAUGAUCAGAAGGUCACGAUAACCGUCUCUAACCCGCUUCGGCCUUCGUCAGAGUACAUUAACCAACUGAUCAUUGGCAUCGUCUUCAGUAAGAAAGACAAUCUGAAGACGCAUCUGAACGAAUCGCGUAUGUGCAACGAGGAAGCAGCUGCCCAACCCUCGAAGGAAGGCACCGAUGUGGUGGAAGUUGUUUAGCAAAACGAAGGCGAAUACUGCUAAACAGAUCAGGGAAUAGGACGAUCCUGAACUACCUAUCGCUAGCUAUGAUGUAACAGUAUUAAUGCCUAUGCCAAUCUGGCAAGUGUUGGUAGCAAGCUGAGGAUCAAAGAUUCUGCCCAGAUGAUCUAGAUCUGCUUGUCGUAAAGCUGUUGUUUCUUUCUUUCUUUUGAAAAAUAUAUACAUAUAUAUUUUUAUA
This is a messenger RNA of Megalopta genalis, 4944 nucleotides long. RefSeq lists its product as uncharacterized. Lineage: Eukaryota; Metazoa; Arthropoda; Insecta; Hymenoptera; Halictidae. The record is from RefSeq and is a predicted model, not a curated record.